AUGAACCAUCACUCAAGAGUCGUUAGCUGCCGGCCUUGUCGAGAGCGCAAGGUUCGAUGUGACCGACAAAACCCCUGCAAAAGUUGUGUCCGCCACAACUGCGAGGACCAAUGUCAAAGCUAUAAGCCACAGCUCGUCACUACGUCCAAAUUGCCCAUGGUGAGAUUCAGUGGAACAUCUUCACGAGAUCAAUCUUCUAUUGCCUCGACUCCGCAACGAACAUACUCUACUAUCUCUCAAUCACAUAGCCCCGGUCAGCAUCAUCUUGACUACGGCCAGCCCACUCGGCACAUCGAAGUAGCACAAGGCAGUACUCUCCAAUCCCAUAAAAAACAGAUCGGGGAAAAGACAGUCGAGGCUCUCCACGUUGAUAAGAACCUUGAACAGAUCACAACCGGCGGUCAAACUCUGACUUUUCUUCCUGUGUCCUCUUCAUUCGCCGCAGGCGCCCGAUUAUCGGACGAUGAAAAGUUGGAGUUGAAGAUCUAUCUCACUGCCUCACUACCGUCAAGGUCUCAAUGUGACCUCUGCGUCUCAUGGUAUCUCGAACACAUCAACUUCAUCUAUCAAUCUAUCCAUGCCAGCUCCUUCCGUCAACAAUAUUCCGCUUUAUGGACAACCGCUGUUGCCAAAGUUGACCUAGUCUGGCUUGCCUUGCUAUACGUCAUUAUCAGCCUGAGUACAAUGUUCAUGGACACCGACCUCUGCAUCAUGCUGGAUAUGGAUCCUGCCCAGUUCCGAGAAUCCACCCACCGCUGGUUUCGUCUUUCCCGCCAAGCUCUUCACGCUGCCGAAUAUGAAGCACGCCCAUGUCUGACCCAGCUCCUAGUCUUCCAGCAGUCUCAACUCUACUGGUACUCCAUCAAAAACGUCGAAUCUCUCAACUCCGCCCUAGGUCAGGCCAUUCAGUGUGCUCGAGCCCUGGGUCUCGAUAAGGACAAAGCCCCCUCCACAAACCUAGAAUCCGAGAUGCGCCACCGUAUCUGGUGGGACAUCUGCUGCGACGACAUCUAUCAAUCCCUCUGUUUAGACCGUCGCCCUCUCAUUCAGUCCCAUCUGUCUGACGUUCCCUUUCCUCUCAACUGUGACGACUGCGACCUCACCCCCACAUCAGUUUCUUCACGCCCCAUGAAUCAUCCGACAGUCAUGACAGUACAUGUAUUCCGCGCCCGUAUUUUCAAAGUCCUCAAUACUUUGUAUGCUGACAACGGCAUCAAAACAUCAUCCUAUGAGACUGUCGAAUCGAUCGAUGAUGAGAUCCUUGCCAUCAUAGACCAAUUCCCUUGGUAUCUCUUGCCUCAAUCUCCUUCUUCGCCAACCUUUGUCAGCACAACUCUUCCUCCAUACUAUGACUAUCUCCAGUGGCAACAUCAUCUCGUCCACAACUCCGUUUCUGUUCAACGUAUCAGGAUGUUCCGUCCUUUUCUACGCACUCAUUUUGAAAGGUGUUGGUCGAGAUGUAUAUCUGCUGCUGAAGGUACAUUUGCCGUCUACAAUUGCAUGCGAGUUGUGGAUCCAGUCAGGUUUCGUACCUCCAAGAAGAAACUGUCACAGGCUUACCAGUUGUUCUGCUCCGCCGUUUCUACCGCCAUUUUUCUCUUGGUCGAGCGUCCCAUCCUUCCAGCCAAGAUCCUUAGCGACAUCGAACUCGUCAUUCAGGACAUGAAGGAAUUGUCUGAAGAUAGAAACUCUGCCCCAAUCGCCGUAGAUGGCAGAGAGGCCUUGAUCAAGAUUCUUGAAGCGUAUCAAGGUUACCGCCGGGACGCCAACAGCACUAGAGCAGCCCUCGCCGAAUCGGCCGCCGAUGACUCUCAGCAGCUGAACACCGUGAUUCCCGAUCUGUCAAUCGUCAUGGGUGGCCGAGCUUCGGCGAAGGAUUAUCUGGAAACUUGCUUGACUCCUCGGGUCGCUCGUUCUGAGCCGCACUUACAGCCGAACCAUCAAGUUGCCCCAUCCCCGACCGCGGUCGUUGCGUUGAAUGAUGUUACUCUCACCUCGCCAACAGAUUCAAUGUCAGGUACGUUCAUGACACCAGCAGGCGAUUCGUAUGCACCUGACUCGGCCAUGGGUCUCAAUCUUGGCCUUCACUUUGAUAUACUCGGCUGGGAUCACGAUGAGGCUUCCUUUCUCAACGGGCUCUUUACUUGA
Molecule: messenger RNA, 2148 nt
Organism: Exophiala mesophila
Lineage: Eukaryota; Fungi; Ascomycota; Eurotiomycetes; Chaetothyriales; Herpotrichiellaceae
Exons: 1
Coding region: 1-2148 (715 amino acids)
Biological process (GO): regulation of DNA-templated transcription; DNA-templated transcription
Molecular function (GO): DNA binding; zinc ion binding; DNA-binding transcription factor activity, RNA polymerase II-specific
Source: RefSeq, a predicted model, not a curated record